Molecule: messenger RNA, 945 nt
Organism: Adineta ricciae
Lineage: Eukaryota; Metazoa; Rotifera; Eurotatoria; Adinetida; Adinetidae
Source: the annotation of a GenBank genome assembly
AUGUUCUUUGAUCGCGAAUCAACAGUAGUUAUCACGAAACUACAUAACUUGUCUGAAUCAGUAUUAACUUCUUAUUGUCAAAAGUUUGGUACAGUCCUUCGAUGUUUUAUUAAAUCGUCUUCACAAACACCAAAGAAAGACCUUUAUGCUUUAGUGAAAUUUGCCGACGUAUCCAGUGUCGCUUCUAUCAUCAGUCAUCAUCGACCCAACGCAUCAUCAUCAUUAUCUCGUACACAAACGACACCAAAUCUAAUGCCAAUCAGUCAACAAAAGCAGAAUUCUCCAAACAAUCCAGCUGCUCCCUCUUACGAGCAAUUAGUUCAAGAAAAUCAAGCUUUGAAGCAUGAUAUAGCCAACCUUCAAAAGUCUCUAGUCGAAGCCCAGACAUAUUCGAGAACGGCCUAUGAUACCUUUCAAGUUCUACGCGAAAAAUUCGAAGCAGAGCAAGCGUUAACAAACAAAUUAAAACAAGAGCACGCAGUUUCGGUUGAAUCCUAUGAAGCUCGAUUGAAACAACUAUCUGAAACAUCGGCAACGAUACCAAAAGAUAAAGUCAAAGAUGAGCCCAUUGAUUGUCACAAUCAAGAAAAUCGACUUGCCAAUCAUUUACUCGAAAUUCAAAUCGUGAAAGAUUGUCUCGAACAAGCACAAAUUGAUUUGGGUAAAUGCCAAACAGAGAAUGCCAUAUUGAACGCGAAACUUAAUUCUCGUGAACAACAAUUCGAAGCCAAAUACAAAGAGUUGAAUAAUCAAUACCUACUGAUGAAGAAGAAAUACGAACAUAUCUCCUCGUGUGUGAAAGACUUUCAUUUGAAACUAUAUCCAAGAAAACGAGUCAAAGCCGAAUCCAAAGAAGAACGAUCUUCUCAACACAUGGACGAUUCCAACGACGACGUCGUGGAGAUCGUUAUGCAAGUAGAUGCGCCAGCAUGUGAAAAAGAAUAG